Molecule: messenger RNA, 1296 nt
Organism: Limulus polyphemus (Atlantic horseshoe crab)
Lineage: Eukaryota; Metazoa; Arthropoda; Merostomata; Xiphosura; Limulidae
Product: histone deacetylase 6-like
Exons: 4
Coding region: 31-447 (138 amino acids)
Molecular function (GO): zinc ion binding
Source: RefSeq, a predicted model, not a curated record
UUAAUCAAUCUAUAUUAGAAGUUUUACUUUAUGAUUAAUGCAGCUGUCACUUGUGAACAAAUCAAAGAUGGAGAUGCUGUAAAUCCUCAAAUGUCACUUCCAAAUAUGCUGUAUUGUGUAGUUCCAUUAGAUUGGUGUCCUCAUUUGGAGAGGUUACAACCUAUGCCACCUGAGGGCCUUAAUCCUCAAACUCCGUGUGAAACAUGUGGGGAUCCGAGAGAAAAUUGGGUUUGUUUACAUUGUUAUCAGGUACAUUGUGGACGUUAUGUCAAUCAGCACAUGAUCCAACAUGGGCUAGAAUGUCACCAUCAGCUAACAUUGAGCUACUCAGAUCUUUCAGUGUGGUGCUACGAAUGUGAGGAAUAUAUACACAAUGAAGUUCUACUGCCCUUUAAACGAGAUGCGCACUGGAAAAAAUUUGGAGAAAUGAUGCUAGGAACGGAGUGACGGGUUGAAGUGAUGGAUAUAACAACUUGGAAAUGUCCUUCUUUUAGUGUGCGCUUUAAUAUGUACAGUUUAAUAUGCUAAUUUUCUAUGUAUUAUCAUUUCUCUUAUUCAUAGGAAUAAUUGACUUGAUUUUAUCAAAUAAUUUAGCUCUCUGUACCAUCUUGCUUUUACUCUUGUGGAAAAGAAAAAAAAGAGUAUACUUUUUCCACUUUGGGACUAAAUAAUAUAAUUAACAAUAAUGAUGAAGCAAAUUCUUCAGAAUGAUUGUGCGUGACGUAAUCUUCGCUAUUCUUUCACAUUUUUUUUUGUAAUUUCAGAGAGUGUGAUCAUUUCUUUAACCAGUUCUCGGUAUGGCUGCUUCUACUACUUAAGAGUAUCUUAAGAGUUGACGUGCCAUAAAGUGUUAACUACUUUCAUUGUCCGAAACAUUUUGGACGCAGCUAGUAAUUGUUGUGUAGUGAAAAACUUUUAAUAUGUUGUCUUUAGAAAGCAUUUUAACUUGGUAUAUGACUUGUGAUGUGUGUGUGUAUAUAUAGAUUAAAUGUGCUUUUUGUCAGAUUUUUAUGGUAUAACUAAUACAGAGAUGUGGGUAAAACAAGGUGAUGAUUGUUAUAUAUAUUUUUUUAAAUUGUCACAGAAUUGUUUUUUAGUGAAAAAUUUAAUCAAAUUUAGAAAAUAAUUUUCAUUUGACUUUUUACUUAAAGUUCUUUAGUGUAACAGAUUUUUUCAGCUUCUCCGGUAUAUAUAUUGUUAGCCCUGCGGUUACUAGAAUGUAGAGCCUUUCUGUAGAGUUUGUUACCAUGACAAUGUUCUUUCUGUGCUUUCUGAUAAAAUAUAUCUCCCCCAAAA